UAAAAACCCUAGUGCUUGUCUCGGCCGUUUUUGCCGCCCUUUCGGGAGGACGGGGCAUCCGAUGGCUUCCCGCGCGAGGGGCGUCAGGGAGAUUUGUAGAGUUUUCUCUCGAUCUUUCUCCUCAGAAAAACAGAAAUGGUUGCGUUCAGUCUUCCAAACAGUUUCCUCAUCUCCCGCUUCUGUAAAUACAUCUGGAAUACGUGGCAAAGACUGGGAUCGGCAUGUCAGAUGGGUUGGAACAUUAGCUGCUGGUUCAGAAAGUCAUGAUGCUAGCCUUUUGGUAUUUUUGGAGUUUGCAGCGGACAAAAUUGAAGGUCCUCACCAUUAUUGGUUGAACAGGAUGGACAAAGGCACUAAAUUCUCUUUCAAUGAUGGGGUUUUCCUGAUUGUUGUGGAUGUUUUUCUUCAUGAUUCUCUAGUUCUUGGCUUCAACAAGAUGGUCUUCAUAGAAAGGGUGAAAUUGCUCCAGCAAAGGUUUCCAGAACUUAAGGUAUUUGGCUUGCAAUGUGGUGCACAUAUAACGGACUACAACACGAAGAAUCAAAUAAGCAAGAUGAUAAGCAACAAAUACAUCACAUUUCCUGUCUUGGUGUCAUCUGAGAAGUUUGUGCAAAUGAAAGAUGGAACUCUAUAUGUGCUACUCAAUGGUUUGAGAGAGCCUGUUUAUUAUUUCCCAAGGAAUGUGGAGCUCACCAAUAUUAGCAAGGAAAUUGGUCAACUUGUCAAUCCACAAAAGAAAAGCUCUUCGGUGCUUGAAAAUUUUGGAAGCACUUGGGCAAGGCGUGCUGAAAUCGUUAGAGAACCUUCAGUUUGUUCUUCUUUAAAGAACCUGCUUUUAGACUUUGCAGGAUGUAUGUCUGCGGAUGAACCCAGCAAUCGCAUAUUUCUUUCUGAUACAAAUCAUCAUCGGAUCAUUAUAAUCAAUGGAAAUGGCUAUAUAUUAGACAGUAUUGGUUCUUCUCCAGGUUUCGAGGAUGGUAGAUUUGAAACUGCUAAGAUGAUGCGACCAGCUGCCUCAGUGUAUAAUGCUGCGGAAGAUUGUUUAUAUUUUGUAGAUUCUGAGAACCAUGCUGUACGGUGUGCCGAUUUUGAGAAAAGGAUUGUUCAUACAGUAUAUCCUGCUCCUGAGUCUAAUAAGAACACCAGGAGCCUAUGGAGGUGGCUUUUGGUCAAGCUGGGAAUGGUUCCUCAAGCUUCAGAAAACGUUGAUGAGCAUGAAAUGGAUAUCCCAUGUUUCCCAUGGCAUAUAUUGAAGUUGGAGGAACGAAAUCUGUUCAUAACUAAUCGCAGUUUUGACAGUUUGUGGAUUUUGUGUACAGCAACGGGGAAGAUUGAGAAUUCAUGUAAAGGACAAGGAGCUGUCAUGGACUUCUGCAAGCCAGUUAUCAAGAGCAGGUUGGCUAUGGCGAAAGAGGCAUACCACAAACUUCAGUUGCAGUGUAAAACCAACUGUAACUCCUUAGAGGAGUUGUCUUAUGCACAUAUGAUAUCAUCAGUUGCAAAAAUUGAGGGGAAUAUACUGCUCUGUGACCCUGAUGGAGGGAAGAUAAUAAAAUAUCACCAUGGAUCAGAUAAAUUUUCUUCUCUUCAAUUUUCAAAUUUUGGAGUCCUUGGAUUGCCAUAUUGGCUGGAUUGUCCUUUGGAGGUCUUUUCUGGACGGGAUUAUGAUGCGUACGUGCCAGCAACCAACCGUCUACUUCAACAUUUUAAUGUGCAUCCCGGAAAGUGUAAUAUAAAAAUCGAUGUCGAUGUUCCUGGUGGAACCAAACUUGCAUCUCCUCUACAAGAUGGUUGCUUUUGGUGUCAAGCGAGAGGUUCUGCUACUGUUUUGAGAAAAGAAGCAGAUUCUACUGCAAAGGUUGGUGUUGCCCAACAGUGGUAUGAUGAAUUAGAUAAUCUUGCGUUUGCAAGUACCAAUGCAGCAUCUGAAUUGAAUGAUGAGCAAGCAGAAUUUGGCUAUCCUCAAGGAGACACAUCAGCACAUAUUGAUUGCUGUGUGAGUACAAGUCCAGGAACAAGUGAGAUUGUUGUAUGUGCAGCAUUCUAUCUACAACUCCACAAUGCAUGUGAGCAUGGUCUGAUCGAUGAUGUUAGAAAGGCGGAGAAGAUACUGGGUAUUUCUAGCCACGAGGGGAACCCAGAACAAGGUGAGACCCCUAUCUCCUUGCUUUUAGCAUCAUGUAAAGACCUGAGCAAUGUGGUUUUCGUGAGACCCUUGCAUUUAAGAAUAAGACUAGACUGUCAUGAUGACUCAACUGAUAAACUCUCAGAGAUCAUUCGUACCGAUUCUACCAUCAAGAUUCAUGUAUCAUUAGAUUAAUGUGAUCGUUCUAUUAUUUAACAAAUAAUGUAUGCAAGUUUUGGUGUU
Nymphaea colorata (pocket water lily) is the source of this 2368-nucleotide messenger RNA. RefSeq lists its product as uncharacterized. The record is from RefSeq and is a predicted model, not a curated record. Lineage: Eukaryota; Viridiplantae; Streptophyta; Magnoliopsida; Nymphaeales; Nymphaeaceae. Bases 62 to 2320 code for a protein of 752 amino acids. The transcript is spliced from 17 exons.